Molecule: messenger RNA, 2609 nt
Organism: Trifolium pratense (red clover)
Lineage: Eukaryota; Viridiplantae; Streptophyta; Magnoliopsida; Fabales; Fabaceae
Product: pentatricopeptide repeat-containing protein At2g36240
Exons: 3
Coding region: 223-1683 (486 amino acids)
Molecular function (GO): protein binding
Source: RefSeq, a predicted model, not a curated record
AAUAAAAAAGAAAGAUGAUUUGAAAGUUGAAACACUACACAACCCUCCUUCUUCUUACGUGAACUAAGAAUUCAUUCCCCUUUACUUGCCGCACCAUCUCUCCGGCCGUCGCACCGUCCUGCCACGCCAUCUCUCCGACCUCCACCUGAUUAGAACACAACCCAUGUUCGUUCGUGAACCCAAUCCCAAAUCGCUAUGUUGUGUUGUCUCUCAAUCUAAUCAAUGAAGAAGCAUUUACUAAAACCAAUCACAAAACCACCACCACCAUCACCACCACCACAAAUCCUCAACCCACCACCACCACAACCAACCCCAUCUCUCUUCCCUCCAACACUCUCACCCACCCAAAACUACACCCACUUCCUCCAAUACCUCAACACUCAUCUCACCCCACCACUCACUCCACAAACCCUCACUCAUUUCCUCAAAUCAAAGCUCCACCAUCACCCAUCAUUCACCCACUACGAUUUCCAUCUCUUCACUUGGGCUUCAACUCUUGACACUUUCUCUCACAAUCACACUUCCUAUCAAUGGAUGACACGUACUCUCGCUCUCUCUCAUCGUUUCUCUCUUCUCCGUACCCUCCUCACUUUCAUUUCCUCAAACCCUUGUAAUUGCUCCCAAGCCAUUUUCUCUUGCCCUGAAACCGAACCCAUUUUCAGGUUUGCUAUUCAAUCUUACUGUAAAGCUUCAAAAUUUGAUGAUGCCCUUUUUGCAUUUAACUCUAUGCGGAGGUUAAUCGAUGGAAAACCGAGUGUUUCAUUGUGUAAUAUUUUGAUUCAUGGGUUUGUUAAAUCUGGUAGGUUUGAUAGAGCUUAUGAAUUUUAUAAUCAGAUGGUUAAGGAUAGGAUUAAGCCUGAUGUUUUUACUUUUAAUAUUUUGAUUAGUGGUUAUUGUAGGAAUUUUAAGUUUGCUUUUGCAUUGGAGAUGUUUGAGGAAAUGCACAAAAUGGGGUGUCAUCCAAAUGUUGUUACUUUUAAUACUUUGAUUAGAGGGUUGUUUAGGGAGCGUAGGAUUGAUGAAGGGAUUGGGAUGGUUUAUGAGAUGACUGAAUUGGGGUGUCAACUUUCUGAUGUCACUUGUGAGAUUUUGGUAGAUGGGCUUUGUAAGGAAGGUCGGGUUUUUCAGGCGUGCGAUUUGUUGAUGGAGUUAUCUAAUAGAGGGGUUUUGCCUAAAGGGUAUGAUUAUUUUGUUUUGGUAGAAAUUUUGUGCGGGAAAGGAGAUGCUUUUAAAGCUUUGGAAGUUAUUUAUGAGCUAUGGAGCAAAGGUUGUGUUCCUAGCUUGAUUUCUUGUAUUGUGAUGAUUGAUGGUUUGAGAGGAGUGGGGAAGAUUGAAGAGGUGAUGAGAUUUGUGGAAAAAAUGGUUAAAGAGGAGGGUAUGGUACUUGAUGUUGUCACUUUCAAUUCUGUUCUUCAAGAUGUUUGCGAUGCGAGAAGGACAGAUGAGGCGAAUAGGUUGAGAUUACUUGCUUCGAGCAAGGGUUUGGAACCUGAUGGCAUGACUUAUAAGAUUCUGGUUUCCGGGUAUAGAGGAGAGGGAAAUCAAACGGAAGGUGAGUUAGUGGUAAAUGAAAUGUUGGAUAGGGGGUUUAUACCUGAUCUUGCUUCAUAUAAUAAGUUGAUGGAUGGACUGUCUAAUUGUCAAAGCUCUAGGCGUUAUCAAGUGAACAAAUUUGGCAGCUGAAAAAAAAUACAAACAAUAUAAGAUUUAACUUGAUUGUCAUUUAUGGUUCUUGUUUGUGCUAAGAUGAUUAUGGAAUAAUUGAGAAGUGAGCCUAUGAAAAAUUCAGAUGAUCAUCACAAGUUGUUUUGCACAACAUGAAGAUAGCUUGCAAGUCCACUUUGAAGUGUUCCAAUUCCCUUACCACAUGACCACAUCCCCUUGAUAAAGACCAGUGGAGUUAUCAGUUGAGGCAUGCAUAACCAGUCGUUUUGUGUCCAUCAUUUGCAAAAGGAAUGCUGAAGUUGAAGUAUUUGAUGAGUAUUCCGAUAUUGAAGGACCUUAUUGUGGUCGAAGGGCCGUAAGCUCAUUUCUUAUUGCGUGUGUAUUAUCGCUGAUAGUGCAGCCGCCACACAGUUUUCUUUGAAUGUACUAGAUGUGUCCAUGGUAGAAUGGAGUUGAGUGAGUGCUUCAAUCUCCUUAACGGGAUUCCUACAAUCACAAAUAUAGCAAAGAUGCUCAUUAAAAAGUUAGGCUCCAUGGAUCUAUGUAUGCUAUUUGAUGAUCAACCCCACACGAAGACUAAGGAGCUUCAUGAGUUAGGAGUGGAAGGGACAUUGGGUAGAGGGAAUACUAGGAAGGUAAAGGCACAAUUGAAGCAAUAGGUUGUUAGCAUUCUUAGCCUUGAGUCCUAUGACAAAAUUGAUCUACAUUAUACUAAUCUUUUGGUCAUAGAAUUGGCUUAAGACUUUCUUUUAAUUUUGGGAUGUAAUAAUUAUACUUUUUUUAUUAAGAAAUUAGGUUUUGUGUGCCUAAGCAUUUGGUAGCAUAUGUUGUAGCUUAGGCACCACUAUUAUUUUAAGUUGAGUGUAGCUUAAGUAUCAUGUCCUUCUGGUAAACUAUAUUUGUAUUUUCUUUGAAUGACAUUUGGGCUAACUUGGAAGGUUAAG